Necator americanus (New World hookworm) is the source of this 735-nucleotide messenger RNA. RefSeq lists its product as uncharacterized. Gene Ontology annotation, cellular component: nucleus. The record is from RefSeq and is a predicted model, not a curated record. Gene Ontology annotation, biological process: tRNA splicing, via endonucleolytic cleavage and ligation. Lineage: Eukaryota; Metazoa; Nematoda; Chromadorea; Rhabditida; Ancylostomatidae. Gene Ontology annotation, molecular function: polynucleotide 5'-hydroxyl-kinase activity. The transcript has 8 exons. Bases 1 to 735 code for a protein of 244 amino acids.
AUGUCGGAGGAGCCAAAAUUGCAAGAAUUCACUCUCAAGGAGGAUCACGAGCUAAGGUUUGAGGUGGGGGGUACGGAAGUUGUUCUUGAGCUGGUUCAAGGAAGAGCCGAGGUUUUCGGUACAGAACUAGAAAUGCACAAGAAAUAUGCAUUUCCCCCAAAUACUCGUGUGGCUGUUUUCAGCUGGAAGGGGGCUUCGGUUGAGUUGAUCGGCUCAACGAAUAGUGCUUAUGUCGCGGAGCAUACUCCCAUGGUCAUUUAUCUUAAUACACAUGCUGCACUGGAGCAGCUGCGGCAACAUACGGAGGAACAAGCAUCCGUUGGUGGCACAGAGAAUCCCAAGGGUCCUCGUAUCAUGCUAGUUGGCCCUAUGGAUGUCGGAAAGUCAACUGUUUGCCGCAUUCUCUGCAAUUACGCCGUUAGGCAGGGAAGAUCCCCUGUCUAUAUCGACCUCGAUGUUGGACAAGGGAGCAUUUCUGUCCCUGGAACCAUUGGUGCGCUGUUCAUCAACAAAACCGCUGACGUUGUGGAAGGAUUCGAUCGUUCGAAGCCAUUAGUGUACAAUUUUGGUCAUAUUUCGCCUGGAGAAAACUUACCGCUAUAUGAUCUUCUGGUGAAAGAAUUAGCGGAUUCUGUUACGGUUAGAUGCGCUACUCACCCCGAAGCAAACCUGGGCGGCCUUGUUAUAAACACUUGUGGAUGGGUAACUGGUGAAGGCUUUUCAAAUUUUGAUUAG